Ochlerotatus camptorhynchus is the source of this 2397-nucleotide messenger RNA. RefSeq names its product ataxin-2 homolog. The transcript has 4 exons. Bases 1 to 1896 code for a protein of 631 amino acids. NCBI's taxonomy places the organism in Eukaryota, Metazoa, Arthropoda, Insecta, Diptera, Culicidae. The record is from RefSeq and is a predicted model, not a curated record.
AUGAGCAUAUUUUACCUUUUUUCACUUUCAGCUCCCAUGGUGCUUGGUGUCGAGGAGAGUACCUCUGUGCACUCAGGCCCAGCUACAACCGUGACCAUCAAGGCUGGCCUAGGCGAAACGAGCAAACUUCACAAGGCCCUUGUCUACAAUACGACGCUCAGUGCGAGGAAACCAAAACGCUCCAAUGGGGAAAUACCCCUGCUGAUCAUUCGGCCAAUCGAGCUGAAAAAGAAGAAACCCUACAAAGAGCACAUGGUGAAGAUUAUGUCCGGUGGAGUGGCAUCGUAUGGGAACUACCCUGAGAUCCAUACGAGUGAUCACGAAGUAUUCACCCUAGAACACAUGCUGCCAAUCCUUGGCCUUGAGGGUAUGGUCUUCAAUGGUAUUCCCAAGCAUCCAACGUUUAAUCCCUCUCCACAAUAUAAACCAUCGGACUUCCACUAUCAGCCCCAGAAAUACAAGGAAGAAACACCUGUUCUGUUCGGCUUCAAGCCAACCGAAGCCGAACCAGUUCAGUCUCUUCCAUCCCCGUCACCGUCAAGCUACCAAGUACCAGCCGUCAACACGGAAGACCAGCUGUUAAAGAUAGGUCACCAGGCGCUCAGCAAACUGGAAAUACCUGGAUCAUCAGCUCAACCACCGUACUCGUCAGUGACCCAGGAGAAACCAAGUUUCACCAAAUCUGAACAAUUCCCAACCAAGUUCAACUUCCAACAUGGUCAGUCCUACAAAGCCGUUCCAAUAGGAGGCGGUCAUCCAGGUUUUGGACCAGGCACUUUUGUUGGCAUGCACAAUGAAAUUGUUAAGUAUCACAAUAAGCCACAGUUCUAUCCAUCCAAGCCAUCGUCGUACAAAUGGUCGGAACAUCCGAAGAAGCCACAAAUGGCCAGUCCUCUAUCAAUAUCCACCAAUUUCUACUAUCCAAAGACCUUAUCUGGCAAUGUUGAAGAUGGUCACCAGCAGCAACAACAGCCGUUGACGUACUACCAACACCAACAGCAGCCCACUGCUCCUCAAGUUCAAACCCAUGUUAGCUUCUACAUCCCGAAGGAAAUUGAACCACUCCCUCAUCCUCAACCAGUGUCUCAGCAACACGAAGCGCCUCAACAAAUGCAUCAACCUUCGCUGCCGGUGAACACGGUCCAAAAUGGGGAACACAUUGAAUUCGUUGUCCCGAAACAGCCAUCCCACGAGGAACCUCCAAAAACCUAUUACAAGCAAAAAUUCUACAAACAACAGAACGGUGGUCAACAGGGCACCUAUUACAUCCACAAGCAAUUUGAGUACUCUGGGAAGCCACACGCUAACGAAAACAACGUUGUCUCCGAAUACCACGGAUCCCACGGAUCCCACAACCACUCCAAUGUAGAAGUCCAACAUCUUCCCGAGCCACUCCCCUACUCGGCUCCUCAGUACCUUCCCCUGCAGCAGACCUAUCAGCAACAGCAACAGCAACAGCAGCAGCCGCCGCCAGCUCUUACCCUACAUCAGACUCAUCCGCAGCCACAGUCGUUCCACCAUCCCAUUUCCACCUCUGCCCAUCAGAACCACUGGAAACUGGGUCGAAGGAACCAUCAUCACGAACAUGUGAAACCGGUUGAGGAGUCCGACGAUGAAUCCGAACAGCAAGACAACUCGCACGCACCAUCAGUGCAAUCGAUCAAAACGUUGAAACCGGCGGAAAGAGCUACGACGGAAGUGAAGGUUGAAAUUGAGCACAGGGUGGAUGAAAAGCAGAAACAACAGCAGCAGAAGCAGCAGCAGCAAAAGCAACAGCAACAGCUUCAACAACAGAAACAACAACAACAGCAGCAACAGCAGCAACCGAAGGGUACUCAAAUCAGUGAAAGUACGACCAUUAGGCCUACGACGACGAGAGCUGGCAGGCAGGGGUGAUUUCCAACUCCACAAAAUCGCACGAUGACACGAGGAAAGCAAAUGCAUGUCGAAAGUGACUCCACUUAUGGCCCUCGGAUCGAAUGAUGGAAGGAAGAAGGAAAACAUACAAACUGGAUGGAGAAGAUGAUGCCUUCACAGCACAGAGAUGAAGGAAGAGAAGGUAUCAACAACCACCACCCGGCAGCACCUCUGGGGGCAAUUCAAUAACAACAACAAAUGCGUCGAACUUUGGAAGAAAACGACAACACGCCGAAGAAGCACAAACGAUCCGGAAAUUUCGGAGUUUUUAAUUGUGGCUUUUUAUUUAUGUGUUACCGUGCCUGGGAGGUUAGGCUUGUUGUUGCUGGGGUUUUGUUAUUUAUGCUAUUCAAGCAGAUGUUAUUGUUUGAAAUUGUUAAGGUUCCUAAAGUUAUACGAUAUAUUAUGAAGGUAGCUGUUUUCUUUCUAUUUGGAUAAGCUUUGUUGGUCACAGAUAGUGUGUAUUAAUCAUGUGUUGAA